CUCAGGUUUUCUUCUUAGAGAAGGAGAAAAGAAACAGACAGCAACACCCCGAAUGAAAGAUCAAAAGGUGCAAAAGAAGAGAUAAUAUAUCUGAGAAAAAGACUCGACCACCGGCCUCUUGAGGCUACUUAAAAAUACUUUGACAAGAUAUCUUCGAUCCUUCGCUCUCUCUCUCUCUCUCUCUCUCUCUCAGCGCUUGCUUUUGGUGCGAAUAAGAAUUCCUCUUGCAACUUCCAACACAAACUGAGUUCCUUCUUGGAUGAAAAUGAGAAUGGUCUGAGGUGGUCUUGCAUGGCGAGCCAUAGAGUUGGCCCAGUUGGGGAGACUGGUUUAUCCGACUCAGGACCUUCGAAUCCGCAUGUCCCUUAUUCAGUUUUUCAUGGAAGUAAUGUUCCUACAAGUUUCAUCAAUCAAGAAGGAUCUGCUUUCGAUUUUCGAGAGCUAGAAGAAGCAAUUGUGCUACAAGGAGUUAAGAUAAGAAAUGAUGAAGCUAAAGCACCUUUAUUCACAGGCAGGCCUGCAGCUACUCUGGAAAUGUUCCCUUCAUGGCCAAUGAGAUUCCAGACCACUCCAAGAGUAGUAGGAAGUUCAAAAUCAGGGGGCGAGAGCACUGACUCAGGAUCAGCAGUGAACACUUUCUCAAGCAAAGCUGAGGUCCAGUUGGAAUCAGAAUCCCCUAUUAGUAACAAGGCAUCUUCCUCAGAUCAUCAGGCUUUUGAUCAUCAGAAGCAUCUGCAGCUUCAACAACAACAAAUACAGCAAGAGAUGGCAAAUGAUAGAUCAAGAGCAGGACCAUCACAGAAUCAAUCAGAUGUCAAAGCACCCCAAGAAAAGAGGAAGGGAUCAGGUGGUUCAAGUUCAACGUCAGAGAAACAACUGGACGCUAAGACAUUGAGACGUUUAGCUCAAAACAGAGAGGCUGCAAGGAAAAGCCGCCUCAGGAAAAAGGCUUAUGUGCAACAGCUAGAGUCAAGUAGAAUGAAGCUUACUCAUAUUGAACAAGACCUGCAAAGAGCACGCGCACAGGGGCUAUUCUUGGGUGGUUGUGGUGGUGCUGGUGGAAAUCUCAGCUCUGGAGCUGCAAUAUUUGACAUGGAAUACGCAAGAUGGCUGGAAGAUGACCACAGACUCAUGGCGGAGCUCCGGACAGGAUUGCACGCACAUUUAUCGGAUGGCGAUCUUAGAUUGAUCGUGGAAGGAUAUAUUUCUCAUUAUGAUGAGAUUUUCCGGCUGAAGGGAGUGGCCGCCAAAUCUGAUGUAUUUCACGUCAUUACUGGCCUGUGGAUGACUCCGGCCGAGCGUUGUUUCCUCUGGAUAGGUGGUUUCAGGCCCUCUGAUCUCAUCAAGAUGUUAAUAGGUCAAUUAGAGCCAUUAACAGAACAGCAAUUGGUGGGAAUUUACCGAUUGCAACAGUCGACACAACAGGCUGAGGAGGCUCUAUCUCAGGGUCAGGAGCAGCUCCAACAGUCUCUGAUCGAAACCAUUGCUGCUGCAGGGCCUGUCAUUGAUGGCAUGCAGCAGAUGGUUGUUGCCUUGGGCAAGCUUUCCAACCUUGAAGGCUUCGUUCGCCAGGCCGAUAACUUGAGACAGCAAACCCUUCAUCAACUUCGUCACGUAUUGACUAUCCGACAGGCAGCAAGAUGUUUUCUUGUAAUUGGAGAAUACUACGGCCGACUUCGAGCCCUCAGCUCCCUUUGGGCGUCUCGACCACGAGAGAGCUUGAUGAGUGAAGAUCAUAAUUCUUGCCAAACAACAGCCACCGAUCAUUUGCAAAUUGUUCAUCAAUCUGCACACAACCAUUUCUCAACCUUUUGAAGGAGAUGAUCAUGAUGAUUCCACUAGCCACAGUAGUAGUGAUGCUGCCCGGCCCAAGGAAAUCGAUCCUUAUCUUGAUCUAAUUGCUUUCAUGGCGCUAGCUAGCUUUUGGCCGCCAGAUAUAUAUCUUCAAAGAUAUAUAUACUUUAGAGGAGAUAGGACACUUCUUCUUUUAGCUUCUUUUUAUCCUCGA
Molecule: messenger RNA, 2008 nt
Organism: Juglans regia (Persian walnut)
Lineage: Eukaryota; Viridiplantae; Streptophyta; Magnoliopsida; Fagales; Juglandaceae
Product: transcription factor TGA9-like
Exons: 13
Coding region: 292-1815 (507 amino acids)
Biological process (GO): regulation of DNA-templated transcription; DNA-templated transcription
Molecular function (GO): DNA-binding transcription factor activity; sequence-specific DNA binding
Source: RefSeq, a predicted model, not a curated record